AUGUCUCAAGGAAAUUUAAUUGAUGUCAGGUCUAAGAAAAUAGGCAGAACAGGUCCAAAACCAAGGGAAUUCACAGAUGAAUUUCUACAGUCAGUGCCCCUUCAUUUAAGGCAGACUGAAAGGUCUUAUGCAUCAGCACUGAAGAUAUCUGAUGUCACUCUUCAUUAUUUGAAGAAAAAGGGGAGGCUGAGAACACAUACUGCAAGUAACAAGCCAGCACUUUCAUCUGACCAUAAAGUAGCAAGAAUGAAGUGGGUUCUAUCUCAUAUUAAUCCUGUCUUAGGAAAUGAGGACCCAACAUUUGAAGAUAUGGACAUAGUAAUACACAUUGAUGAGAAAUGGUUCUACUUGAACCCAGACAAGAGGAGAUUUUAUCUCCUUCCAAGUGAAGAAGAUCCAUACAUGGCACAACAAUCAAGAAGGUUUAAGUUAAAGGCCAUGUUCAUGGCACUAAUUGGGAAGCCACUUUAUGGGCCUAAUGGGGAACUCAUUCAUGAUGGGAAAUAUGGAAUAUUUCCUUUUACAGUUCAAGAGAGGGCUAAGAAAUCAAGUAAAAACAGAGCAGCAGGAACAAUGGUCACAAAGGCACUCCAAAAUGUAAACAGAGAAGUUAUUAGAGAAGUGUUGCUCAACAAAGUUAUACCAGCUAUAAUUGCUAAGUGGCCUGAAAGUCAACCUAAGAAUGUAAUCAUUCAGUGGGAUAAUGCAAGACCACAUCAAAUACCAACAGAUGAUGAGUUUAUUGCAGCAGCAACAACAAAUGGAUUCAACAUACAUUUUGUCUUCCAGCCAGCACAAUCACCAGAUUUAAAUGUGUUGGAUUUAGGAUUGUUUAGGUCUAUUCAAUCUUUAUAG
This is a messenger RNA of Chenopodium quinoa (quinoa), 855 nucleotides long. RefSeq lists its product as uncharacterized. Gene Ontology annotation, molecular function: nucleic acid binding. Bases 1 to 855 code for a protein of 284 amino acids. The transcript has a single exon. The record is from RefSeq and is a predicted model, not a curated record. Lineage: Eukaryota; Viridiplantae; Streptophyta; Magnoliopsida; Caryophyllales; Amaranthaceae.